AUGGAUGACUUGAAGAUUUAUGCAGCUAGCAAAUCUUACCUCAGGUUGGCUGUAGGUGUGGUGCAGCGAUAUUCAAAUGAUAUUGGCAUGUUUUUUGGGUUGGUCAAGUGUGCAGUAACUCAUCUCCUGAAAGGAAGGUUACAGGGCCUGGUGCAGGAAAUGGAGCUUAUUGAUGGAAGCAUAAUAAGAGCCCUGAGAGCUGGAGAGUCAUACCAGUAUCUGGGAUUUGAUCAGAAUCAAGCUCAGGAUACUGUAAAAAUAGAGAUGGCUCUCUGCAGUGAGUAUAAGAGGAGACUCAGGAGGCUCUGGUCAUCUGAGUUAUCUGGUAAGAAUAAAGUUGAAGCCACCAACAUGCUUGCUGUGCCGGUUCUCACCUACUCUUUUGGAGUGGUUAAGUGGAAUUGGAAUGAGCUCCAGGACCUGGACAGGGAAACCCGAAAAAGGAUGCACAUGGAGAGAAGUUUACAUCCCCGCUCUUCUGUUGCCCGAAUAUACCUGCCAAGGCAUGAAGGGGGCAGAGGUCUACUUGGUUUGGAGAAUCUGCACAACAGGGUGGCCUUACAGUUUGUCUGCAGCAUACAAAGAUGCUCUGAUCCCCUUAUGCAGCUGGUUCAUGAUCAUGAAGUUGCAGGGGUUGGGGCCUUCCUAUAUAAGGCAGCACAGCAUGCGGCAGAUACCCUUGGUCUCGAUUUUCGCACUGAUCGGGAGGAGGAGCAUGAGCCUAAUCAGCUCAGGGCUAGAAUAAAGACUGCUGAGUCCAGACUCCUGUUGCAGCAACAUAAGGACAAGUCCUUGCAUGGUGUUUUCUACAGGCAUGUUGAGGAGCAAGGCUUGUCCAAGCCACUGACUUUUGCUUUUCUGAAGUCAGCAGCCCUGAAAUCUGAGACUGAGGGUUUCAUACUGGCAUGUCAAGAUGGUGUCAUCAACACAUUGUCAUACCGCAGCAGAGUAAUGCACAUGGAUGUUCCUGAUAUCAGUUACAGGGUGUGUCAUAGAGCACCAGAGACGAUCAUGCACAUCCUGUCUUCUUGUUCUGUGCAUGCAACUGCAGGCUGCAUCCAUAAUGCUGCUCUGAGAGUGCUCUAUUACCAUCUUAGACACUUAUAUGCACCAGCUGAGGGUAACAUUGUCACCAAAGAGGAGGAAAAACAGACGAAAUAUCAUGACCUACUAAUGGAGCUGCGCAGGCUAAACCCAGGCUACUCUGUGAGAAUGGUGGUGUUGAUUGUAGGUGUACUAGGAGGCAUGAGACCUUCAUUUUUGGCCAACCUUAGAACGAUUCCAGCCUGUGAGAGACCUGCUGCUGUGCUUACAGGUCAGAUGCAGAAGGCUGUCAUUCUUGGUUCAUUACGUCUACUCAGAGCAAACGAUUUAAUGGUAACGGACCCAGUAUGA
Nilaparvata lugens (brown planthopper) is the source of this 1395-nucleotide messenger RNA. RefSeq lists its product as uncharacterized. The coding region runs from base 1 to 1395 and encodes 464 amino acids. The transcript is spliced from 2 exons. The record is from RefSeq and is a predicted model, not a curated record. NCBI's taxonomy places the organism in Eukaryota, Metazoa, Arthropoda, Insecta, Hemiptera, Delphacidae.